AACUUGAGGCUGUUUCCACUCAUCCUGUCGCUUGUUCCUUGGGAGCAGAGACCCUAACGCAAAGAGAAAUGAAGGUUCCCCAACCACAGCGUGACAUCCCCAUCCCAAACCUACACGGAGGCUGCAGAAGUGCCGACCCAUCGCUCAGAGUAGAAGUGGGCAGCGUGGGCCGUCUCCCAUCAGAUAUUGUAACCCACAAGGGACAUUGCUGCCUUCUCUAAAAUCCAGCUUUGUAGUUUGUCUGGAAGAUGUGUGGGCAUGUCAGAAUUGCCCUGAAAUGCAACAGCAAUUGUGCUUUCUGCCAAACGAUGUGCAGAGCAGACCAGGGUUUUGGAUUCCUAUGUUACCCCAUAGUGACUCGGUCCUUCGGCAGAAUCUUGCUUGCAAUUCUCAGGAAAGGGCACUGAGCAGUGAAAUUAUUUUUAGAGCUUGUAAACAAGUAGACCUGUGCCCAUCCCUGCAGACACCCCAGCUCUGUGCUUCUUGAGGAUCACGGAUAUUUCAUUACAGGAGAGUCAAGCUGAGGUGAGGACUUGCCUGCAUUUGCUAACCAUGGUUUGAUGAUUGCCACCUUCUUCCCAAAAGAUGCAUCCAGCCCAUGCGUGUGCAGAAAUGCAUCUUGACUUCUUGUGCUCAGCAGCUUAAAGAGAAAACAACAAAGCUGAUAAUAUAAUGUGUUAUUAAAACAGGCUUUUUUAUUACAAAGAUUUCCCUCUCUCAUGUCCAGCUCAACAACAACAGGCACCUGCAGACAUGGUUUGGUACAGGGGGAUGUGUCUGCCUCCUAGGGCCAGAAAAGAAGAGAUGGAUGGAGAGAAGAGUUUUUGCUGCAGAAAUUCCCCUUGGCUGUUUCCUCCCCAAGCCAAAUGAGGCACAAGGCUGGUGUGACCAGCAUUAGGGGUUUGGGGUCACCUUGGAGCUGUUGGCAACCUGGUGGCUUCGCACUGCUCACAAGUGCGUUGUCAUCGUGCACAAAGAUCUCACACUCUGGAAAGCCCCGUGCCAAGCUUGAAUUAAUGGAAGAAAACAAAUCAUAAAUUGGCUGAUGGAGAUCUCUGGUUACUUGGUGCCAUCGCAGGUGAUGGCAGUCUCUUCCUGGCCAGUGGUGUGAGUAAGCUGAAGGACAUGAGAGUAACGGAGAGAACCUGAGAUGUAGAGAUGAAGCCAUUUGCAAAGGAGAAGCCCAGGGCUCCUGCAAGGCCUGGGACCUCCAUCCAAGCUUGCUCAAUGGGAGAACAUGGGCAUGAAGGUGUCCAGCGCUGUGUUACAUCCCGUAUUUCUUGUGCUAAUGAAGUGUCUGGCUCUAAGCACCCCUGCAAAUAUGAGAUAUGAAGGUGGAGCAGAAAGAAUGGGUAAAAACCCAGGCAAAUCUGUCCAAGGAAACUGCAGGAACCCAUCUCUAUGAUGAAGUGGUGGUCCUGGGUUAUUUUGGCCACGGGAACCAGCACUACCAAACUUCUCCGUGAGCAUCCUGAGCCCCACGGACAGGCAGAGCUGGACCAUUUUGUGCAGGAUUUGGGGAGCAGCAAGAACAUGAGCAACGUGUCUGGAGGUGAGGUGGCUUCUCCAGGGUUGACCAAUGACCUUCCAACCGAUGCCGUUUCAUGCCCAGCAGCUCCAUUGAAGACGAAGGGUGGCUAAGGAGGCGCCUUUGAUCGGAGCGAGACGAGCCCCGCCGGGCACCGGCACCGCGACACCCCCGGGAACCGGUACCGACACCUCCGGGACCCGGCACCGACAGCCCCGGGCACCGACACCCCCGGGCAUCGGCACCGCGACACCCCCGGGAUCCGGCACCGACAGCCCCGGGAACCGACACCACUGGCACCAGCAUCCCCGGCACCGGCACCCCCGGCACCGGCACCCCCGGCACCGGCAGUCCCGGGCACCGAUACUCGUGGCAACCGGCACCGGCACCUCCUGGAAGCGGCACCGCAGCAUCCCCGGCACCGGCGCCCCCGACGCCGGCAUCACAGGGCACCGACAUCCCCGAGAAUCGGCACCGCGGCACCCCCGGGCACUGUCACCGGCCCCGGGGCAUCCGACACCGGGACCAAGACCGCAGCACCGCCGGGCACCAGCAGCGGGAGCGAAGACCCCGAGCACCGGGACCGAGACAUCACGGGGUGCCGCACCGAGAGCAGCACCGGGACAUCGUGGGCAGCGGCACCGGGACCAAGAGAUCCCCGGGACCAAAGCACCGUCGGUCUCCGGGACCAGAACACCCGCAGGCAUCGGGACCGAAGCCUCCAGGCGCUGACCACGGGCUGCGAUGCUUCCCGGGGCGAGUCCCCUCGCCUUCCUCCUCCGGUGCCUGCUGCUCCUCUUCGCCUCCGAGAGCCGAGCCCGGGCUCGGCCGGACAUGUUCUGUGACUUCAACGGCAAGAAGUACAGCCCGGGCGAGAGCUGGCACCCCUACCUGGAGCCGCAGGGGCUGAUGUAUUGCAUCCGCUGCAGCUGCUCCGAGAAUGGCAACAUCAGGUGCUAUCGGAUCCAGUGCCCAGCUCUGCAGUGUGCCAGUCCCGUCACGGACCCCCAGCAGUGCUGCCCGCGGUGUCUCGAGCCACAUUCCCCUUCUGGCCUCCGGGCACCCGUCAAGUCUUGCCAGUACAACGGGACGACCUACCAGCAAGGCGAGAUGUUCACCACCAGUGAGCUCUUCCCCAGCCGCCAGCCAAACCAGUGUGUGCAGUGCAGCUGCUCCGAAGGCCAGAUUUACUGCGGCUUGGUGACAUGCCCAGAGCUCUUGUGCUCCUCUCCCCUAACUGUGCCGGAUUCCUGCUGCCAGGUCUGCAAAGAUGGCUCACAGGAGAAGUCCACGGAAGAGGAACCCCUGCAGUUAAACAGAGGUGUUCGGCACUCUCAAGACCAGUGCUCGGGGGAAGCGAUGGGCAGGAAGCCACCUGGAACCACCGCAUCCACCAUUCUCAGUUCCUCCCUGGAGUUCAUCCCCAGGAACUUCAAACCCAAGGGAGGAGGUGGCACCACGGUCAAGAUCGUCAUGAAAGAGAGGCACAAGAAAGCUUGUGUUUACAACGGGAAGACCUACUCCCACGGGGAAGUGUGGCACCCUGUCUUCCGGCUCUACGGCCUCCUGCCCUGCAUCCUCUGCACUUGCAGGGACGGCGUCCAGGACUGUCAGAAGAUCACCUGCCCCAAGGAGUAUCCGUGUAACUACCCAGAGAAAGUCGAUGGGAAAUGCUGUAAAAUAUGUCCAGAAACCAGGGUGAAACCCACCGAUGAAAUAGUCACCACCCGGUGUGGCAAGAACCCCAACCGUGUCCUGGUCUACAUGUUCGUGCCGCCAAGCUCGGAAACCUCCAAGGAGAUCCUCAGGACAAUCGCGAUUGAGAAGGAGACAGCAGAAGAUGUGGAAAUCUACAACUGGAAGCUGAUUAAAGGAAUAUUUCAUCUGAUCCAGACCAAGAAGAUCAGCAAACUGGAAUUCAAACAAGAAGCGCGGAACUUCAGGCUGAUCACCAGGACGAACGAAGGUCACUGGAACAUCUUCCGAGCCCAAACGUCAGAGCUGAGGAUGACAGAGAGCCCAGAGAAAGAAACAAAGAACUUGUAAAGGAAAUAAAACCCCAACAAACUUUAACCUAGCUAUUGAUUUAUCUACACACACACACACAUACACAUAUAUACGAAAAAAAAUGCAUUAUUAAAUAGACUGGCACAGCAAUAAAGGAUACACUAGUGUAAAUUACAGAACCUCCAGCGAAUGAACCAAAUUGAACCGCGUUGAAGCCGCAGCCAUGGAGGUGCCUCUCUCCAGAGAUCCCAAGGUGUCGAUGGUGCGGAAGGAGGAUGGGGACACGGCAGAAACGUGAGACCUGGAGCGACGUGAAGAGGUGGGACACGUCCCUGACACCCUGACAGUUCUGAAGAGCAUCAGGAGCUAGCAGCAAAGCAGAAAAUGACCAUGCUUUUUACCACCACCGGCAUAAAGAUGACCAGCAGGGAGAGAAAAAUCAUCCUUAUUUCCUCUCUUGUGAUCUACAAAGGGUUUCAUUGGCUGAAUACCCUCCAAAGGGUAUUUCUUGAAAAAUCUUGGGGUUUUCUCCUCUGUUGCAGCUGGGAGGAUUCUUUUCCCUCCUUUGCAGGUCACUUGAAGAUGUAGUUUUGGGGAGGACCCACCUGCUGACAGGGUCUGAGACCCCAAACACUGCACUAAGGUCGCUACUAAGCAUGUUAUUAUGCAAUAUACUUAUAUAUAUUCUACAUAAUAUCUACUGGGCUGUAUUCACAGGAGGGGCAUCUCCCAAAGGGCGAACAGGACCAUUUCUGCAGUGUGGGGAGGAGGGUGUGCAGCAGCAUCGCCCUCCCCCUGUCUGGAAAUAGCUUUGGGGGAUUUUCAGGUUGUUCUGGUGCAUGUAUUUAUCCCUGGUUUCUUGUUUUAUUCUGUUUUGAUAAAUCUAUUUAUUUGGAGAUCGAAAGCUGUCUGAUAAAUCUGAUUAAAGCGCCUUCUUGAUUCA
Messenger RNA from Columba livia (rock pigeon), 4478 nucleotides. RefSeq names its product chordin like 2 (gene CHRDL2). Lineage: Eukaryota; Metazoa; Chordata; Aves; Columbiformes; Columbidae. The record is from RefSeq and is a predicted model, not a curated record. Gene Ontology annotation, molecular function: BMP binding. Gene Ontology annotation, biological process: cell differentiation; negative regulation of BMP signaling pathway. The transcript is spliced from 12 exons. The coding region runs from base 2273 to 3574 and encodes 433 amino acids.